AUUUAUUAGGAGUCAAUAUUUUGCCAACGAAAUUUUGUCACGCGUGAGCGAAUAUGAAAAUUCGUUAAUUGAUAGUGAAGCUGCGGCUAAGAAGAUAAAACUAGUACGAGAAACACGUAGAGGGGCGUCUCGCGAUAAUUUGUGGCUUCAAAUUUCACGGGGCGUUUAGUGAAUCGAUGUACCCGCGUAAAAGUAGCUCUAGUCAGUUGCGCUAUCGAACGCGACCGAGUCGUGACUUCUCGUUGCCACGAUGAGAAUCUUAAAGACCUUAGUUUUGGUGCUUUUCUCAAGCUGUGUUCUCGCCGAUGAGAAAUGCAAGGACAUUCUGUCGCGAUCCGUGCUGAUGCGGCUCGAGAAACAUCUUUUCUGUGCUUACGACGCGUCCCAUCCUCCCGCCAAAGAAGGCGGUAAUGCCACCAGAGUUACAUUCGGAAUGAUACCGAGAAUAGCCAAUUUCGACGUAGAAACCGAUAAUCUCGAAAUUCACGCAGUCGUUUACAUGGCGUGGUCGGACGAACGUCUAAGUUGGGAUUCCGCGGUGUUCGAAAACACCACGAUGCUUUAUGUCCCGAUCUGGAAGGUCUGGAGCCCGUACUACGAGGUUCAGGGGCGCGGGGGCGGCGACGGUGGCGGUUCAAGUACAACACAAUGCGUCAUACAGUCUGACGGAGAUGUGUCUUGUCUCCCGAUGGAGACGUACACGACCAGAUGUAACACCGAUUUCUCACUUUGGCCUUACGACCGUCAGAAUUGUACUUUCGUCAUCGGAUCAUGGAGCUACACCGGCGACGAUAUCGUUUUUCACGAAAGCAUGGAACCGCCGGUGCACAUGGAUUAUUUUUUAAUGAAGAACGAGUGGAGAACCGUCGUGUCGAGAGCUGCUUACGAGAGGAAACCAGGCCAUUAUUGGAAGAACAAAACGACAUCGGUUCUGGCGAUCGAUUUCAUAUUGGAUCGUGUCAACGAUCACACGAGUGCCAUUUACAUAACACCUGGAACAAUAUUGAUGCUACUGACGUUAGUCACUUUGUGGCUUGAUCCAAGAUCCGUCGAACGUAUAACGUUGGCUUGUUUGAAUGUGAUCCUCCACACUUUGUGCGUCUCGAAUCUCCACUGGGGGUUGCCUCACAAUGGUGAAGCUCUUCCCAACAUCAUGGUUUAUUACAUAAACUCUUUCUUAUUGGCCUUCUUCGCGCUUGUCUCUACCUUCGUAUUACGGACGAUUCAAGAGCUCAAGCGAUCACCACCGAGAUGGAUUUCGUCGACGGCGACCCUCGUUUUACGCAGUAAAAUCGGCCAGUUGUUGUUGCUUUCCAUACUCGAUCCGAAGGCGUCCGCUGGCAUUGAAUUCGACGCCGAUGAUACCAGCGAUCUCGUCAACUCCGAACGGAAGGAACCGGCCUGGGGUUAUUUGAGCAUUUUGAUCGGUUGGCUCACAUUCAUCAUUUUCUUCUUCGUCUACGUUGUUAUGCACGCUAUUCUCAUGCCUAACGCACCGAUGGAACCGCCUCCCGAGGCCCACAAAUUUAUGUUCUACUUCUAGUCCGCUUGUCCCAAGUUUUCCUCUCGAUCGGUCCAUUAUUAUGACGCUGAAGUUUGCAACGUUGAAGUUCAACGAAAUGAUCUAAAAAACCCUCCAAUAUUUUCAGUUGUUCUUCUAUUUCGUUCCUUGCCGAGUUUGCAAUUCGUAGUUUCUCAACCUGCUUCGUGAAAUAAAAAAUUGGUGAAUUACAAAUGUUUUUUUCGUUCGUUUCGUUGGAUCUGAAUCGAUCGAGUGCGCAAUAAAAUUUCGUUCUUUCCGGA
Messenger RNA from Venturia canescens, 1803 nucleotides. Its product is annotated as acetylcholine receptor subunit beta-like. The record is from RefSeq and is a predicted model, not a curated record. The transcript is spliced from 7 exons. Gene Ontology annotation, biological process: regulation of membrane potential; signal transduction; monoatomic ion transmembrane transport. Gene Ontology annotation, cellular component: neuron projection; synapse; plasma membrane. Lineage: Eukaryota; Metazoa; Arthropoda; Insecta; Hymenoptera; Ichneumonidae. Bases 251 to 1543 code for a protein of 430 amino acids. Gene Ontology annotation, molecular function: transmembrane signaling receptor activity; excitatory extracellular ligand-gated monoatomic ion channel activity; transmitter-gated monoatomic ion channel activity involved in regulation of postsynaptic membrane potential.